UACAGGAGAUGACCAGAGACUGCGGACACAGUACAGGAGAUGACCAGAGACUGCGGACACAGUACAGGGGAUGACCAGAGACUGCGGACACAGUACAGGGGAUGACCAGAGACUGCGGACACAGUACAGGGGAUGACCAGAGACUGCGGACACAGUACAGGGGAUGACCAGAGACUGCGGACAUAGUACAGGGGAUGACCAGAGACUGCGGACAGUACAGGAGAUGACCAGAGACUGCGGACAUAGUACAGGGGAUGACCAGAGACUGCGGACAGUACAGGAGAUGACCAGAGACUGCGGACAGUACAGGAGAUGACCAGAGACUGCGGACA
Staurois parvus is the source of this 332-nucleotide messenger RNA. The record is from the annotation of a GenBank genome assembly. NCBI's taxonomy places the organism in Eukaryota, Metazoa, Chordata, Amphibia, Anura, Ranidae.